UGUGAUACCGAUUAUCGACGGUAAUUGAAAAGGAUCGGCGAUUGUGAAGUGCAGCGGCGGGAUGGCGUUCACGGCGGCGGAGCAGCAGAAUCUGAAUAAAGGGAUAGCGGAGUUCUACGACGAGUCUUCGGGGAUGUGGGAAGACAUAUGGGGAGACCACUUGCACCAUGGGUUCUACGACCACAACAUCUCCGCCGGUGUUUCCCUACCCGACCACCGCGCCGCUCAGAUCCGCAUGAUCGAAGAGGCCCUUCGUUUCGCCUCCCUUUCCGGUACGUACGCUCUGGUGACCGUCUUCUGUUUUUACUGUUUCUUAUCUGCGUGAAAUUUGCUAAGCCCGUCUACUUCCAAAAUAUACCUUCUCAAAAUGGCAUUGCCAACUUAGAAACAUUACAAGCCACAUAUUACCCAUUCUUAAAUUAGUUAAAUAGGGAGUGUUCCUUACUCUCUCCAUCCACAAAUAAUCUUCUCACUUUCCUUUUUUAUCUGUUCAUAAAUUAUAUUCUCAUUU
This is a messenger RNA of Cuscuta campestris, 511 nucleotides long. NCBI's taxonomy places the organism in Eukaryota, Viridiplantae, Streptophyta, Magnoliopsida, Solanales, Convolvulaceae. The record is from the annotation of a GenBank genome assembly.